CUUUCACAGCCUGUAUGUAACACAGCUACAGAUCACGUGGUAUGGGUAUGCACAGGUGUGCUUAGUCGGUGAAUAGUUAUCAGUUUUCUCAACUCAGAAAGGCUGUAAACACGGAAUGUAAGUUUCCAAAGUCAAGGUAUCAUGGGGUCGUGGAUGCUGGUGUGGAUUCUGUGUACCACAGUCAUUCUGAUGCCUGUGUGUCUUCAUGGAGCAAUAUCAGUCCGCUUUAAGACUGGACGGCCUCUGUAUGUUGCUCUCGGCCAAACUCUUGUUUUGGAAGCCAUAUUUGAGAAGGGUCCAGAUGACAAGAUAGACAUGGUGACGUGGGACCGCAAGAGAGGAAGGGACAAUGUCAGACUGUCACACGGAAACAGAAUAUCUUUGGAGAAGGGAGAUGCACUUCUGCGGGUCACUGAUGUUGCAGAAGAGGACUUUGCGGUCUACAAGGUCACCGUUACAGACAGUAAUGGAUAUCAGCAGGACGACUCAAUAGAAGUGCGAAAGAUAGUGGAACCUCUAAAGGCGUCAAUUAUGCGUGUGCUGGAGUGUGUUGUGGGUAAUCGCAGCAUGACGCAGUGGGACAGCCCUCAGUUUUCAUGGCUGGUUGAUGACGUUGCAGUAACCAAUCAAACCGCCCUGUUAGAAGAUGGCAGUAGACUAGACAUCUCUGAGGUUAAGGGCGUUAACUACACCUGUAUCAUCAAGAGUAGCCUGGGGACAGUGACUACGCAUUAUCAAAUACCAGAAGGCUGAGAUCCUGGUCGGCUCCCUUUUCCUGCCACCUGUGCAGUACUUGCGAGACCUUGAGUGUGGAGUGGCUGUGCCACAUGUUCCAGUCUGGCCACCGCUGCUAACCACCAGCCUCGAGCUGCGCAGCCUUCUCUGCUCUCUGGUGGACUACCAUCCUGGACUGGACUCUGGCCGUUCUCUCAGUCUACCCGUCUACUUGUCUUUCCCUGCCUAUUGUUUGGACCGUGUUCACGCCCUUCCUCACCUUCUGCUGUCUUGUCAGUAGUGUUGUAAAUAAACAAUCACCACUCGACUUCCGGUUACGGCGCGCAACUAUUAGGUCACACUGAUUUGAGCUGACGCUAACUUUCUUAAAAUGAAUCCUACAAAGCGAUCAAAACAUACCAGCAAGCGGUGAAAACUAAAAGAAAUAACUCUGCAAGUGACCAUGCCACCAAAAAACAUAAAGCCAGGGCAACAGCUGAAACCACAAACUGGCUCUGACACCGUGGAACAAGUGGGCAAGAUGACUCCACAAGCUCAAUUCUCUUGGCCAUCCAGUCAUUAAGGGAUGAUAUGACUAAGCAAUCCUCCGAUAUGCUUGAAGCUAUCAAUGGUUUUAAAACAGAGCUGAUGUCACAUUCCAAAGGAAUCGGAGAGGCCGCAAACGGAGGAGGAUGUUUCUAAGAAACUGGAGCAGAGAUUCAAGACCUGGAAGAUCGCGUUCAAAUCUAAGGAAGAUCGGCCUACCGGAGAAAGCGGAAAGCUCGGACGCAUGUGCUUUUCUGGAGGAUUGGCUCCCCAAAGUUUUGACACACUGCUUUUCCACAACUCCUGGAAACAUCCCAGGCCAAUAGUGAUGAAGUUCCUGAACUAUAAAGAUCGCGAAAGAUUCUGACUUUACUAGUUUUGGCCCCCCUUGCCAAAACAUUGAAAACUAAACCUGGCUGUUAUAAAUCUCAGGUAUUAUACAGGUACCUAUUUGGAAAUUUCUGAUUUCUUUAUCUCUUUUCUCCUUAACAAGGGUAAAGUUUUUGGUUAAUUCGUAUUAUUUGUAGCGUUUUCAUUAGCUACAAAUUCAUAUAGGCUUGCUCCACAUACUGUGGAUCUAUUGUUUUCCAUAACCAAAGUUUGGAACGGGGGUUCUAUUUGUGCAGUUUGUUCAGGGAAAUGCACAGUUGUUUAUGGUGUUGUUUUGUUGUUGUUGUUGUGUCUCUUUCUUCUCUGUGUGUGGGUGUGUUUGUACUCUUUCCUUCUUCAAACAAACAGUCAAAUCAUUGGUUGCAGAGAUUCCUUAUUCCACUCAAUUUAAGCUUAAACAUGUAUGUUAGAGUUAAAAUUUAGUAGUUGGAAUGUAAGGGGAUUGAAUAAGAUGGUCAAAUUGAAACCAGUAUUAGAUAGGAUUAAGCAAAUGAGGUUCACUCAUCUGUUGAGAGAAAACACAAGUCGAGUUUCAAAAAGGUGGCCUGGGCAGGUUUUCUCUGCACCAUAUACCUCUCGUGCUCGAGGAGUUAUGAUACUUAUCCAUAAAUCGGUUCCCUUUCAGAUGCACAAACAAUAUAUUGAUGCACGGGGUAGAUUCAUAAUUCUUAAUGGAUUAAUCGUGAACACACCUAUAACCCUAAAAGAAGUAUAUACGCUCCCAAUGAAGAUGAUCCCUCUUUCUAUCAAAACAGUUUUUUAUACAAUAUCAACAUAUUCAGGACAAUACGUAAUUGGAGGGGAUUUUAAUUGCAUAUUGGAUAUACAAAUUGAUCGCUCUACAGGCACAGACAGCUGUAGCAUAUUUGCUUUACGAGAUGAACAUAAUUAAUCAUAACGGGUUAUCAAUUAUAUAUCCAUCUUCAGGAAUUAGCUGUAGUAUUAAUAGUACAAUAAAAUGAUUAGUUCGUCCGCAGUACGGACCCGUCUAUUGACUCUAAGGAAAAUUAUUUCUCUGGCCACGACAGAUCAUUUCCUUACUGAAACAUUGCUCCCCGAGCAUGUAACAAGACCGGACGUUAAAGUGACCUCGUUCUGAGAGCAGCAGACACAGACAACCAAGCGUGAAUACAUAUGGAUGUUUAUUAAACUACACUACAGGGGAACAUGCAACAUCGAACUAGACACAGACAUACACACGUUAAACAUGGAUGCCGACGCAAGGAAGAGAGAGAGAGACCGAGUAUGGCAGGAUUUACAUAUCAGCUAACUACAACCUGUUAAGAACCAUCAGAUAAUCACAUCACCUUAAUUAAAAGGGGUUGAAGCCUAGAAGUGCAUCUAGAUAGUUAACAAGCGGUUACUUGCAUGGGUUUUGUGGGUGCUGAGUAAAGCAUCCUGGUGCUUAAUGCGUAGAUUCCUGGUGAAUUCCUUUAGGAGUGAAAGCUUCGUCAAGCUUCAGCCAUGGGUUGAUUAGUCCGAAGUGAAUCGACAAAGUUACUGAACUUAAAACUGCCAGAAGAUUGGACACCUGAAUAUGAGUGUUUAGAGCUUACUAAUACGAAUAACGAGUGGUAACUAGGCUAAUAUAAUAAGGAAACAUACAAACAACAUGCAUAUACCAGAUACAUUUGUAACUGAUUAAUUAUGGUCUAAAUGAAGAAAGUGCCUCUAUGUGUGUGUUAUGUAUCUUGUAAUCUUGGGGGUAGUCCACAGGCCUGGUACCGAGGGUCAUUUAGUUCUCUUGGAAUGUGUUUGAAGUGCGAAGGAAAGACAAGAUAGUCGAUCUGUUUAGCAUCUUUUUGACAGUGGGGGGGACAACCCUUGGCAAUUAGCACCCAUAUAACGGUAGAAUGUGGGGCCAGGCUGUGAAUUAUAUGCAAAUGUCAAAAGGCUAAAAGGGUCUCUUAAGACAUAAAGUCCCAGCGACCAUCAAGGAUCAUAAGCAGAUGUUACACAGCACUCAUCGUCAUUAAUAAUGCUCGUAGAGUCCUAAACGUAUUAUAUAAAAAGCAAAAUGCUAAAGACCAUGCAAUUCUGUCUUUAGAUGCUGAAAAAACAUUUGACAGAAUUGAGUGGAAUUGCCUGUUUGAGUCGCUUAGACGCUUUGGAUUAGGAACAAAAUAUUUAAAAUGGCUUAAACUUUUAUACAAUGAACCAAGAGCUCAAGUUAUAACAAAUUAUAAUAUUUCAAAGCUAUUUAACCUGGCUAGAGGUACAAGGCAAGGGUGCCCGUUAUCACCUUUAUUGUUUUUAUUUGCAAUUGAACCCCUGGCCGUGACUAUUAGAAAAAGUCUAGACAUGAAGGGUAUGAAGAUAGGAGAGAGGGAUCAUCGUACACUAUAUUGCCAAAAGUAUUGGGUUACCCCCUUCUAAUGAUCCACCCCCCAAGUCCUAAUUCAAGCUGAACACCUCUGGUGUGACUUUAAAUGCAGGUCUUGAGCCAUAAACUCUUUACCAAACACCAAUGACUUGUACAUACACUAUAUGGACAGACGUAUUGGGACACCCCCUUCUUUAGAACAGAAAAAGGCACUUCCAAAACUGUGGCAACAAAGAUGGAAACACAAUUCAUGUAUUUAAAAAUUGUAUUUCCAUCUCUGUUGCAACAGUUUUGGAAGUGUCUAAAAUGACUGUACCCAUAUGUGCAAGUCAUUGGUGUUUGGUGAUGAGUUUUUGGCUCAAGAUCUGCAUUUAAAGUCACACCAGAGGUGUUCAGCUGCUUUCUGCAGACCAGUCAAGUCCUUCCACACUGACUCAAUCAAUCAUUUAUUUUUGAACCUUGCCUUAUACACAGAAGCAUUGUCAUGUUAGAAUAGAAAAGGGUCCUGUCCAAUCUGUUGCUUUAAUAUUAGAAGCACACAAUUCCCUAGAAUAUCAUUAUAUGCUUAAACAUUAAGAUUUGUAUUCAUGGAAAUUACUAAAGUAGUCAAACCUGUUCAUUAGAAGGGGGUGACCCAAUACUUUUGACAGUAUAGUGUAUAUCUCUGUCCGUAGAUGACAUUGUUCUAUUUCUAACCAAUUUGAAGAACUCGCACUUAUAAAUAUUAUGGGAAAAUUUGGAAGUUUCUCGGGCUGUAAAAUCAAUAACAGUAAAAGUAUUCUGCAAUUACUAAAUGAUCAAGAGAGAAAAGACCCCUCGAGUCAUACACAAUUUACCAAUGAAUCUGGUGAUUUCUCUUAUUUAGGGAUUAAAAUUACGCCUAAUAUAGAUAAUAUAGUUCCCUCUAAUUAUGAUCCUUUACUGGAGGGAGUUAUGGAAUCUUUGGACAAAUGGAGCACAAUGCCCACUUCCUUAGUGGGGCGUAUAAGCAUAAUUAAAAUGUCGAUCUUACCUAAAUUUCUAUACCUUCUUCAAUCUAUUCCUCUUCCACUACCCAAUACUUUUUUUUUUUUCUACCCUCAAAAAAGCCUUUACCAGGUUCAUAUGGAUUAAUAAACGACCUCGGCUACGUCUAUCCCUCCUUUACCUACCAUACGAUCGAGGAGGGCUUCAAGUGCCAAACAUAAAACUAUACUACUGGGCGGCACAGCUUCGAACGGCUAUGUUUUACUUCUCCACAGACCAUAUUGAGAAAGAAGAAUUGUCACUCCCCUUACAAUCAUAUUUAUACUCUGCAGAAGUUAAAAUACUUAAGAAAUCCACUCGUAAUCCCUUCCUUAGAAAUACCCUAUCAGUUUGGCAUGAGGCCCAUUCAUUUUUGGAGGAGACAAUAUCCAUCUCUCCCUUCUCGCCAAUAUGGGGCAAUAACUAUUUUAUCCAUGGAAGAAAUGAUAAAAACUGGCAGGUGAAAGGAUUGAGUAUGGUUAAAAAAACUUAUAUGAAGGAAGUACACUCAUGACCUUCCAGCAGUUGGUUACAAAAUAUAAUCUUCCAAAAAAAACACGUUUUUAAAUACCUUCAAAUUAGAAGUUAUAUAUAUAUUCAAGAAUUAAAACCUAUUCGGAACCCCAACACUCUACUUUAGAACAAAUUACUUUAGAUAGUGGAAUGGUCUCCUUGUUUUAUAAGACAUUACUGGCUCUCAAUCAUAUCUUGCAGCGUGGAAACGAGACCUUCAGGUCAGAUCACCGUGUCUUUCAGCUCAAACCCAAUCUAUUAAUACUAGGUGUAGAAUACUACAAUACAAAUGGAUGAUGAGGACAUGCAUUACCCCUGUUAAAUUACAUAGGAUUAAUCCUAACAUUCCGCAUAAUUGCACAAAAUGUAAAGAUGAAAUUGGUACAUUGUUUCAUUGUAUGUGGGAGUGUAGGGAGCUGCGAAUCUUCUGGAAGGAGGUUCUUAGUGUGGUCUGUGAAAUGACCAGAGAAAAUAUUCCUUUGGAAUCAAAGCUUUAUUGCAUAUAUGUGACCCUGGACGACAAAACCAGUCUUAAGUGUCAAUUUUUCGAAAUUGAGUUUUAUACAUCAUCUGAAAUAUGAAUAAAUAAGCUUUCCAUUGAUGUAUGGUUUGUUAGGAUCGGACAAUAUUUGUUCGAGAUACAGCUAUUUGAAAAUCUGUAAUCCGAGGGUGCAAAAAAAAUCACAAUAUUGAGAAAAUCGCCUUUAAAGUUGUACAAAUGAAUUCUUAGCAAUGCAUAUUACUAACCAAAAACGAUGUUUUGAUAUAUUUACAGUAGUAAAUUUACAAAAUAUCUUCAUGGAAUAUGAUCUUUAUGAUUUUUGGCAUAAAAUAAAAAUCUAGAAUUUUGACCCAUACAAUGUAUUAUUGGCUAUUGCUACAAAUAUACCCCAGCGACUUAAGACUGCUUUUGUGCUCCAGGGUCACAUAUACCCUGAAAGUAUGUCAGUAAAUGCAACCAAAAAGAAGCUCGUAUAGAUUUCAGUUUAAUACAAGCUAAACGUGUUAUUGCUUUAGUAUGGAGAAACAUCCAAGACCUGUUCUUUCACGGUGGAUUAAAGAAAUGUCUGACAACCUUGCUCUUGAAAAAUUAACAUAUGCAAUAAGAGCUAAAGCAGAGGUUUUUAAAAAGGCGUGGUCCCCUUUUAGGCUAUUUGUAAAUAUAUAGAUAAAGUGGAAUGUUAUGUAAUGAUGACUGUAAUUUGAAAUCCAAUGUGCUAUUUUUUUUUUUUUCAACAUCUAUGAAUGUUAUUUCAUUAUCCUUAAUUUAUUUUAUAACUUAUUUUUAAUGUUAUUUUCUGUUUGAUAAAUGUAGGGGUGGGAAAGUAUACUCUGUAAUGUUAUAUAAUUUGAUAUUCUGUAGUGUUCAUGGGGGUUUUGUACAUUAAAAUGUAAUUCAUUUUUUUUUUUUAAACUAAGUUGAAAAAAAACAAAACAAUCACCACUCAUUCUCCAUUUAAGUCAAAGUUUAAGUUUUUUUUUUUUUUCAAUCAUAUUUCAUGUUUUCAUGUAGUGUGCAUUAAAUCACUGCUAUGUUUGGGCCCCAUAAUUGUAAUUUCAUUGUAUGCUGAAUUUCUUUAGCUGUGAGAGUGAUGUCAGUCAGCUUGUCUUCAGCUGGUGUUAAUGUU
This is a messenger RNA of Onychostoma macrolepis, 7119 nucleotides long. RefSeq lists its product as uncharacterized. The transcript is spliced from 5 exons. The record is from RefSeq and is a predicted model, not a curated record. NCBI's taxonomy places the organism in Eukaryota, Metazoa, Chordata, Actinopteri, Cypriniformes, Cyprinidae. Bases 142 to 753 code for a protein of 203 amino acids.